Messenger RNA from Fonsecaea multimorphosa CBS 102226, 873 nucleotides. RefSeq lists its product as uncharacterized. Bases 1 to 873 code for a protein of 290 amino acids. The record is from RefSeq and is a predicted model, not a curated record. The transcript is spliced from 2 exons. Lineage: Eukaryota; Fungi; Ascomycota; Eurotiomycetes; Chaetothyriales; Herpotrichiellaceae.
AUGGCCGAAGCCCCACACCAUCAUCAGCAUCACCAUGGUCACGGUGCCGCUCAAAGCCACCCUCCCGACAAUGAGGCGUUCACUGAAGCAAAUCGCGCACACUGGAAUGACUUUGCCUCAAAAUACACAUCAGAACCAUGGCAACGGGAUCUUCUCAAUAAGGUGACGGCAUUCAUUCACCAGCAUGUAAACUGGAUUGGUGUGGACUUUAUCGACCCAUCAACUACCUUCGAGACCCAAUCCGACACGAAACAACAGAUCCGGGUCCUAGACUACGCAUGCGGACCAGGAACCAUCACGCAUGCCCUCGCCGCUCGUGCAACGGAGUACACUGGUAUCGACCUAAGCGAGAACAUGGUCAAGGCUUAUAACGUGCGUUUUAAUCCCCACCCUGCCAACAAGGCUGGCAACACGUCGUCCUCAGCGGACGAAGCCGCGGGACUGGACGACCAACUCGACGAAACACUGGCCGCCCACGCCGUGGUCGGCAAUCUUCUCGACUCAAAGGACCCAUCCCCAUCACACCUGUCUUCUCCAGAAUUCUUCAACUUCGACCUCGUCGCCGUGGGGCUGGGGUACCACCAUUUCCAAGACAUCCAGCUUGCCACGAAAAGGCUCGUUGAGCGGUUGCGGCCGGGCGGGAUCUUUCUGAUUCUGGAUUUCGUGACGCAUGCCAUGGAGGAAAGUUCGGAUCCCACGAAGCAGUCUGUCAAGAACACAGUGGCCCACGCCGGGUUUAGCGAGGAGGAAUUGAGGAGCUAUUUCGAGCAGGCCGGGUUGACGGAUUUUGCGAUUGUCAAGAUGGAUGGUGAGGUGUUGCUUAGGGGUGAAGCGAAGAGAAGGCCGUUCCUGGCUAGAGGUCGAAAGCAUUAG